AUGAAACCUAGAUCAAUUUAAUUAAAUGAGAGAAACAAAUAUGAGAUUGAAAAAAACUCUAUAGAUUAUUAUGUUAUUUAGAAAUUUAAACUGAAAUUAUUGGUAGUAGAUGAAACUAUCAAUAAUUAGAAUAAUAAAAUGAACAAUACAAAGAAAUUUAUUGGAAGUUUGAGAAUGGAAAAUAGAAAAACUAUUAUAAAAAGAACUGGAUGUCAACAAAAUGGUUGAAGAAAAUAUGAUUAUUUAAGAGAGAGAGAAAUUGAGUGAUUUUAUAAAUGUGAAUUUAUAAAGAAAGCAGAGAAAUCAAAGAUAAGAUUGAAAUAACUAAAAUUGUAAUUGUAUUAGUAAAUAUAUUCUUUCAAUAAUUUCGAUAAGUAUCUAAUGGCAGUCAAAAUGAUUUUUCAACACCUAGAAAAAUGAUGGUGGAUUGUUACUAGUGUAAAAAAAGAGUGAAGUAAGUAAUUUUCAUGAAAUGUCUUCAUAUGUUUUGUAAACCCUGCAUAGAAGAUAAUCAAAGGAAUCACAAUAGAGCUUAUCCUGUAUGCAGAACUAAAUAUUGA
Paramecium octaurelia is the source of this 560-nucleotide messenger RNA. The record is from the annotation of a GenBank genome assembly. Lineage: Eukaryota; Ciliophora; Oligohymenophorea; Peniculida; Parameciidae.